UGGCUCUGAGUCGCAUUUUUGAGCGGAGUGUCCCAGGGACGGAGGACCCAGGCUGGCUGCAGAAUAUCUGCUUCUCUCCGGCUCAGCGAAGAGUACUUUCCUUGGAAUCGGAGCCCUAACUGCCCCUCCCCAAUCCUAUCCGGCGAAGAACUAAGCGCGGAGGGAGGCAGCGCCUUCCCGAAACAGUUUAUCUUGGGCCGGAUUUCUUGAAGAAAAAAAGAACCAACAGGUUGCCAGCCCCGGCGCCACAAACAAGUCCGUGGAGAGGGAAGCUCCGGCCCCGGUUUCCCCUGCCUGCCUUGGCCCCUCGCGGGCUGUGCGAGGCAAGGGGAGGGAGGGGGCUAUGGCUCGGCCUGACCCGUGUGCGCCGCCCUCGCUGCUGCUGCUGCUCCUGGCCCAGCUUGCAGGCCGGGCGGUGGCCGCCUCCAAGGCCCCUGUGUGCCAGGAAAUCACGGUACCCAUGUGCCGCGGCAUAGGCUACAACCUGACACACAUGCCCAACCAGUUCAACCACGACACGCAGGACGAAGCGGGCCUGGAGGUGCACCAGUUCUGGCCGCUGGUGGAGAUCCACUGCUCUCCGGACCUGCUCUUCUUCCUGUGCUCCAUGUACACGCCCAUCUGCCUGCCCGACUAUCACAAGCCCCUGCCACCCUGCCGCUCUGUGUGUGAGCGUGCCAAAGCUGGCUGUUCGCCCCUCAUGCGCCAGUACGGCUUCGCCUGGCCGGAGCGCAUGAGCUGCGACCGACUACCGGUGCUGGGGCGCGAUGCCGAGGUCCUGUGCAUGGAUUACAACCGCAGCGAGGCCACCACAGUGCCCCCUAGGCUCUUCCCGGCCAAGCCCACCCACCCAGGACCGCCAGGGGGCCCAUCCUCUGGAGGCGAGUGCACCUCAGGGGGCCAAUCGGUGUGCAAGUGCCGUGAGCCAUUUGUGCCAAUCUUGAAGGAGUCUCAUCCGCUCUACAACAAAGUGAGGACCGGCCAGGUACCCAACUGCGCGGUUCCCUGCUACCAGCCCUCCUUCAGCCCCGACGAGCGCACGUUCGCCACCUUCUGGAUCGGCCUGUGGUCUGUGCUGUGCUUCAUUUCUACCUCCACCACGGUGGCCACCUUCCUGAUAGACAUGGAACGCUUCCGCUACCCUGAACGCCCUAUCAUCUUCCUGUCAGCUUGCUACUUGUGCGUGUCUUUGGGCUUCCUGGUGCGCCUGGUCGUGGGCCAUGCCAGUGUCGCCUGCAGCCGUGAGCACAGCCACAUUCACUAUGAGACGACAGGCCCUGCACUGUGCACUGUGGUCUUCCUGCUGGUCUACUUCUUCGGCAUGGCCAGCUCCAUCUGGUGGGUCAUCCUGUCGCUCACCUGGUUCCUGGCAGCUGGCAUGAAGUGGGGCAACGAGGCCAUUGCUGGCUAUGCGCAGUACUUCCACCUCGCCGCGUGGCUCAUCCCAAGCGUCAAGUCCAUCACCGCGCUGGCGCUGAGUUCUGUGGAUGGGGAUCCAGUGGCUGGCAUCUGCUACGUGGGCAACCAGAACCUGAACUCGCUACGUGGCUUUGUGCUGGGCCCUCUCGUGCUCUACUUGCUAGUGGGCACACUCUUCCUCCUGGCAGGCUUCGUGUCACUUUUCCGCAUCCGUAGUGUCAUCAAGCAGGGUGGCACCAAGACAGACAAGCUAGAGAAGCUCAUGAUCCGAAUUGGCAUCUUCACACUACUUUACACAGUGCCCGCCAGCAUUGUGGUGGCCUGCUACUUGUAUGAACAGCACUAUCGCGAGAGUUGGGAAGCUGCGCUCACCUGUGCGUGCCCAGGCCAGGACGCCGGCCAGCCACGAGCUAAGCCAGAGUACUGGGUGCUCAUGCUCAAGUACUUCAUGUGCCUCGUGGUGGGCAUCACGUCUGGCGUCUGGAUUUGGUCCAGCAAGACUGUGGAGUCAUGGCGGCGAUUCACCAGCCGCUGCUGCUGCCGCCAGCGACGGGGCCACAAGAGUGGCGGCACCACGGCUGCCCGGGACUAUGCCGAGGCAAGCGCAGCGCUCACAGGCAGGACUGGGCCGCCGGGCCCCACCACAGCUGCCUACCACAAGCAGGUGUCCCUAUCGCAUGUAUAGGAGGCCUCAGCCCUGGAGUGAGGGAGGAGGGUUGUUUUGUUUGGUAGCUUUGCCAAGGUCACUUCCGUUUACUUUCCUGGUGCUGAUGCCCCCUCCUGGGGCAAGUUGGAGAGAGGGGAAAGGGCCCUUUCGAGGGUGUAGCUGUCCCAGGACUUCUCAGAGGGGCUCAGCUCACGUGUAUUCUAUUUGCGUUUCUUACUGCUUUCUUUAAGGGAACCCUGUUUCUAAUUUAUAUGUAUUUUUCUUAAUUUUUAACUUUGUUGCGUUUUUGGCAACAAAAUUUACCUUUGCUUUGGGGGCUUUACAAUCCUAAGGUUGGCAUUAUAAUGAAGUUCUACCUGGUUCAGGUUUCUUUGAACUGUGUGGAUAUUAAUUGGAAAAAUAUACUUCCUAUAUUUGUGUCUUUAAAAAAAAAUGUGAACAGUGAAAAGUUUGGAUUAUCACGACUGGGAAGUUGACUGGUGUUCUUUUUCAGCUUGUUUUCUCCUUCCACUGCUUAAAGUGUCCAAGAUCUUUGAAGGUGAGCCACUUGUCCCUCCUUAUGAAACUCCAGGUCAUGCCAAGGGCAGCUUAAUGUGGUUAGGGCCUCCCAGAAGUGACAGGGUUAGGGAGUGUUUAGCGAUUUGGGGUCCAAGCUAGCUUUGUUUAGUGAGCUUCAGUUUCUUUUCUGUAGAACUUGUAAUCAUUCUCAUUCUUAACAGCGCCAGCGUUUUGAAUACGUUAGAGGUAGCAGUAUAGUGCCAGGUGUAAAUAUUUGGAGUAGUGAAGACCUACGGGAUGGGAAUUGGUUGAGCUUGAAUUCUAGAUUGCUACGAUGUCAGCUCUGUGCCAGAGGAGUGGGCAGCUUCAUAGGCUUCAGUGAUCCCAAGCUUUUUACAGAAUAACUUGGGUUGUAAUUUUUGGUAAAAGUAAACCCACUCCCUUCUUCUGGAACUACUUAGUGACCAUCGCUAAAGGGGGCUGCUUUGCAGAUUUAAGGACUGAAAUGGGUAUACCUCUAUUAAUUAAGUAAAUUUCCACCGUUUACCUGCUCCACCAGAGCCCCGCCUCCUUUAUCAUGUUAAACAGUCUUUUUGCUUUUCUUAUUCCUCCUCUCCUGGAGAGCUGUGAUUAGAAACCACACCCACCCUUGAAUGAGGUGCUCGAACUGGGGGAGGGAAGCUGGCUACCUGUGAACAAACAUUGGCAGCAAUGAGAGAAAAUAAGUGUCCCUGGACUUUGGACUAGUGUGUAGCCAGAGAUGUAUUCCACAAGUGGCAAGACAUUGCUCUCUGCAUCUCAGAAAACAAAUGAGACCUAUAAGACACUUGCAUUCGUUUUAAAAAUGUUUCCUCCAUCCCCACCUCAGUAUGUUUUUCUCCCCUUUUUCCUGAGAAAACCUAUGUAUUGAUGUGUGCACGUACAUACAUACACAUGCAUUUCUUUACUAUUAGGAAAUCCUGCUUGCUUUCCUCAUCCGUUUCACCGUUCAUUCAUGAAGAGUGCUAGGCCAGGGUGGAGGAGGCAGGUGACAGAGCAUUGGCCAGCAAGACACCAAUGACCAGGGUUGAGGAGAGACUAAAUUUAGGAAGCUAAACUGGCAAAAGCUGCUGUCUUUUUCUUUGUGCAGGAAUCUGGAAAUGGUGCGUGGUGUAUCUAAAACUUGGGGAAUGAGUGGAUGAAAAUAAUUCUUCAUUUAAAAACUUUUUUUUUCCAUUUUGGCCACAUGCCAAACCUAAAAAGAACAACCAAUGUACUUAAAAAAAUGAGACAGCUAACACAAAGGACACUAGGCCAAGGAGAGGCACUUACAGGUACUGCUUUUGGGGGUUUACUUUGAGAGCCGCCUCCUUGUUUGCAGUCUCGUUUUCACUCUCUGUUCCCUCCAGGAUAAAGCCCACCUGCUUCCCUGAAGUCUCACUGGUAGCCACCACCUCACCCCCUACCCAGGGGAGAGAAGCCACAGCUAUUGCCGGUCACCCCCCCACGCCCCUCCCCCACACUAUUACCCUCCCCUGGAUUUGCAUUUUUUAUUAGACAGACAAUCCAUACUCAUGAAAACAGUGAUGAAGUGGAAGUCUGUGGGGUGGUUUAGCAGUUUCUUCGCAGGCAGCUUGAUGAGCUUGGACAGGAUUCGGGGCUCGGUUGGGUCUCUGCGCGCAGCAUCGGGGCUGCUCCUUCCACAGUUCCAUUCUAAGUAAUGCCUUACUGACUUUAUAGAUUAGAGUGAAGAUUUUAGAAGGUUGCCUAAAGGAACUAGGGAGACCUCUCCGUGAAUCAGUUGACAUGACCUUAGGAAGUGCUUUUAAUUUAUAUUAUUUCCCUCCUCACAUUUUGAAGUUGUCUAAAUUGGCUGCAAAUUAUUUUUCUUGGUGCCUUAUUGGUUUACCCUUGGAAACCUUUGUCAUAUUUUCACCUGACCACUUCCAGUGACGGGCCUGUGUGUGUUGUGUGUAAUUGUGCGCAUGCACAAGCUUAAAUAAUGUGCCGACAGCACUGUUUCUAAGUUGGUCUUCAUUAGGCUGUUUCCUCCUGGGCCAGGGCUGCACUAAUCCUGACACCGGCUGCCAGGAGAAAACCUCAUGGAUCCCGCACCGAACCUUAAUAACAGCAUCCGUGACCUGCACUGUCAAGUACAGAAUGGGACCCCCAGAGCUAGGAAAUGUAGUUGUAUAUUUUAAUGAACUGCUACCCCUGCUAAAGAGGCUUCUUUCACUUUUGUGCUCUACAGAAAGACCAAGGGGGGUAGAAGGGACAAAGCUUUGAAUAACUGCUUUCUAACACCGAAUGUGGCAAACAGGACAGAGCACAUCACAAAUCUAGGCAGGUGGAAGGUACAGUGGCUGAGAUUUGCCUGCUCCCUCUGCCUGCCCUUUCUUGCCUCCAAAGACCAGUCAGGUGAUCUUGGGGGGGGGGGGGAAUGCCCCUGAGUUGGUGAGGGUGGUUCUGAAAGAAAAAGCUACCAAGACAUUAAAGCAGGGUGAGGGGUGGGCAGGUUGUCCGUCACUAAGGAACCUGAUUCAGAACUCGCAAAGCUGAGCAGGUUGAUGACAAUUACAGGAUUGAUUUCAGCCAGGAUAAUGUCUGUGGCACAUCAUUUUAUGACAAUAUUGCUUCAUGUUGUUACAAACUGUCUGUAUAGUCUGUAUAUGAUGUGGGUUUGUAUAUACAUAAUAUAUAUUAUAUAUAUGAGAGAUUUAGUGACUUUUGAUACGGGUUUGGUGCAGGUGAAUUUAUUACUGAGCCAAAUGAGGCACAUACCGAGUCAGUAGUUCGAGUCCAGGGCAUUUAAUACUUUUUAUGAUUUCCAUAUAUGUAUAGUGCCUAUCUCAUACAGUGUCUUCACAGAGAUAUCCCCAGAACUCAUGAAUCGGAGCCAGCAAUAUUUUAUUUGUAGACAAUCAACUUGAAGCUAUAAAUUAUUACUGGCAGAUGAUUAUAAUUCUGAAUCCAUAACACUAACAAAUGGAAACCCAGAGCAUCUUGAGAAGUUUUUGUUUUGUUCCUGGAAGUCAGUAGAACAGCUGUGUAUGUGGUUAUGUUAGUCUCAUGAUAAUUUGCUGACCUUAUUAUUUCAGAAAAAUUUUGUAUGUAUUAUAUUUGUGGGAAGGUAAAAUAAUGCUUUGAGAUUUUUAUCAAAUAUGGAGAGUAGUUAUUUAUGAAAAAACAAAGAAAUGUCUAUUUUUCUUUCUUUGUUCCCAACUAAUGUAGAUAAAUUUUAAAGUACAAUUAAAGCAAUGGCAAAGAAAAUAAGAUGUGCCCUGACUGGUUUGGCUGCAUUGGUUGGGUGUCGUCCUGCAAAAGCAGAGGGUCGCCGGUUCGAUUCCUGGUUGGGGCACAUGCCUGGGUUGCAGGCCUGAUCCCCAGUUGGGGCGCAUGUGAGAGGCAACCAGUCAAUGUUUCUCUUCCUCUCUUUCUCCAUCCCUUUCCCUCUCUCUGAAAAUAAAUAAAUAAAAUCUUUAAAAAACAAAGAAAAGA
Molecule: messenger RNA, 6061 nt
Organism: Artibeus jamaicensis (Jamaican fruit-eating bat)
Lineage: Eukaryota; Metazoa; Chordata; Mammalia; Chiroptera; Phyllostomidae
Gene: FZD5
Product: frizzled class receptor 5
Exons: 2
Coding region: 344-2104 (586 amino acids)
Biological process (GO): non-canonical Wnt signaling pathway; canonical Wnt signaling pathway
Cellular component (GO): plasma membrane
Molecular function (GO): Wnt receptor activity; Wnt-protein binding
Source: RefSeq, a predicted model, not a curated record